Pan troglodytes (chimpanzee) is the source of this 1323-nucleotide messenger RNA. RefSeq names its product biogenesis of ribosomes BRX1 (gene BRIX1). The transcript is spliced from 10 exons. Lineage: Eukaryota; Metazoa; Chordata; Mammalia; Primates; Hominidae. The record is from RefSeq and is a predicted model, not a curated record. Gene Ontology annotation, molecular function: rRNA binding. Gene Ontology annotation, biological process: rRNA processing; ribosomal large subunit assembly. Bases 83 to 1144 code for a protein of 353 amino acids. Gene Ontology annotation, cellular component: nucleolus.
GAGCCGCCGAACCAUAGAGAUCGGAAAUAGGAGCGAGCGGCAGCGCCGGAAAGGAGGCCAAGAGCGCGGGCGGCGAGGCAAGAUGGCGGCAACCAAGAGGAAACGGCGUGGAGGCUUUGCAGUUCAGGCGAAGAAGCCAAAAAGAAACGAAAAAGAUGCGGAGCCGCCAGCUAAGCGGCACGCCACAGCAGAGGAGGUGGAGGAAGAAGAGGGGGACCGGAUCCCAGGCCCCGUUUGCAAGGGAAAGUGGAAAAAUAAGGAACGGAUUCUCAUCUUUUCUUCCAGAGGAAUAAAUUUUAGGACAAGACAUUUAAUGCAGGACUUGAGAAUGUUGAUGCCUCAUUCUAAAGCAGAUACUAAAAUGGAUCGUAAGGAUAAGCUAUUUGUGAUUAACGAGGUUUGUGAAAUGAAGAACUGUAAUAAAUGCAUCUAUUUUGAAGCUAAGAAAAAACAGGAUCUCUAUAUGUGGCUUUCAAAUUCACCUCACGGACCAUCUGCUAAAUUCCUUGUUCAAAAUAUUCAUACCCUCGCUGAACUAAAGAUGACUGGAAACUGUUUGAAAGGUUCUCGGCCCCUUUUGUCUUUUGACCCUGCUUUUGAUGAAUUACCACAUUAUGCUUUGUUAAAAGAACUCUUAAUUCAGAUCUUUAGUACACCACGGUAUCAUCCCAAAAGCCAACCAUUUGUGGACCACGUGUUUACUUUCACCAUUUUGGAUAAUAGGAUAUGGUUUCGGAACUUUCAGAUCAUAGAAGAAGAUGCUGCUCUUGUAGAAAUAGGACCUCGUUUUGUCUUAAAUCUCAUAAAGAUUUUCCAGGGAAGUUUUGGAGGACCAACUUUAUAUGAAAAUCCUCACUACCAGUCACCAAACAUGCAUCGGCGUGUCAUAAGAUCCAUCACAGCUGCAAAAUACAGAGAGAAACAGCAAGUGAAAGAUGUGCAAAAACUGAGAAAGAAAGAGCCGAAGACUCUUCUUCCACAUGAUCCCACUGCAGAUGUUUUUGUAACACCAGCUGAGGAGAAACCAAUAGAAAUACAGUGGGUAAAACCAGAGCCAAAAGUUGAUUUGAAAGCAAGAAAGAAACGGAUUUACAAAAGGCAAAGAAAAAUGAAACAGAGGAUGGACAGUGGGAAAACAAAAUAAGUCAAUGGAAACCUGAUUUGUUUUUCAGUUACUUUGUAUUUAUUUUGUAUUCAAUGUGUAAAUACUUUUAUUAUCUAAUACUAUCUUACGUCUAAUUAGUGUAGCAUUUACAAGAAAGAAAAAUUAAGAUCUUAAAAUCAGUGAUUAUCUUUUUCUAAAUAAAAUGUCACCAGAAUUCA